ACUAGUUUUCAUUUGUAAACAGUGGCAGCGCAGGAUUCGGAGACCCUCGGCUUUCUUCGGCUCCUCCGCUUUGGAGAUACCGUCCGACUUCCUGGUGCCGAAGCGCUUGGGAAGGGGGUUCGGGUGCUUGUAUGAGGUCCGGAAGUGCGUGGGUUGCGCCCUGGGGUUUGCUGGGAACUUGGAGAUAGCGGAGGUAGCCGAAGCUCACGGACUCGUGUGACUUCCUUCUGAGGUCCCCCGGGGUGAGGACCGAGAGGUAAGCUAGGAGGAUGUCACUGAAAUCACCUGCUGCUUGGAUAUCACCAUCCUCCUCCUCUACUUUAUCCACUACUCCAGACAAUUAUUCCUUCCUCUCCAUGUCUUACUUCACUUCACAGGAGAUGAAGUGUGUUCUACAUUGGUUUGCCAACUGGUCAGAUCCCCAGCGUGAGCGUUUCCUGCAGGAUUUGGUAGCUAAGGCAGUGCCAGGCAAAUUACAGCCCCUCUUAGAAGGAUUGGAACAGCUUAGUGUGUCUGGAGCAGACCGACCACCACACAUUUUUGAUUGCCAGCUUCGACUCUGGGAUCAGUGGUUCCGAAGUUGGGCUGAGGAAGAACGCAAUGAGUUUGUGAGACAACUGGAGGUCAGUGAGCCAGACUUUGUAGCAAAGUUUUAUCAAGCAGUGGCUGCUACAGCUGGUAAGGACUAAGAGAAGUCAGUAUUGUAAAAAACAGUAUAUGACUCUUAAGGAGUUGACAGCUUGGAUGUGGGAAUGCCUAGAUGUGAAGGAAAUGUCUGGGAUGACACCCAUGUCUGUUUUCAGAAUUAUUGUUGUUGGACUCCUAGCCUGUGGAUCACAACUGGUUUUAAAAACAAAGCCAGACCUCAUUGUUAGCUAUUCUGUUUCCUUCACAUUGUCCUAAAAUUCCUAAAACUCUGUCAUCCUGACUUCCUUUGCAAGCUUUGAAAAGAAGCCUGACAUCAGGAAAAGGUCUCCCUAAAAUUGGUCCACUGGAGGGGGUGAAGGAUGGAGGAGUAAAUGGAACUCCUGAGAAGGGAGCAAGCAAUGGACAAUAAGUUACCAGGUGCGCUUCAAAAAGCUUAGCUAAAUCUAGACCAAUGAGCUACUUACUGUACCCUAUCUGGUUUGGUUUAUAAGCUAAAUGUUGGGGUAUCAAUGGGUCAGUCAAAUGGAGGGAUAGAACAGAGAUGAUUACAUGCCAAGCUUAAGGAGCUUUGGUUCUUAAAAUGUUUAUGAUAUUUUUGGAGUCAGUAACAAAAGUUCUUAUUUCAAAACUUUGCUCUAUGAAGAUUAAGAAAACAAAAGUUAUGUCCUAUGUAAUGGAAGGUUUAUUUUUAUAAUUCAAGAAAUAUGAGAUUCUGGGAAUACAAAGACCAAAAAUGGCCUUUGCCCAUAAUGAGCAUACAGAUACUUGUACAAGAAUAAAAGGAUGAUCUUGUUUAGUCUAAA
Molecule: messenger RNA, 1451 nt
Organism: Sarcophilus harrisii (Tasmanian devil)
Lineage: Eukaryota; Metazoa; Chordata; Mammalia; Dasyuromorphia; Dasyuridae
Gene: C2H14orf119
Product: chromosome 2 C14orf119 homolog
Exons: 2
Coding region: 270-689 (139 amino acids)
Source: RefSeq, a predicted model, not a curated record